Dendroctonus ponderosae (mountain pine beetle) is the source of this 886-nucleotide messenger RNA. RefSeq lists its product as uncharacterized. The coding region runs from base 21 to 821 and encodes 266 amino acids. The record is from RefSeq and is a predicted model, not a curated record. The transcript is spliced from 4 exons. NCBI's taxonomy places the organism in Eukaryota, Metazoa, Arthropoda, Insecta, Coleoptera, Curculionidae.
AUGCCAUAAGUCAGUUCAAAAUGAAGUUACCUUACCUGUUGAUUUGUUUGUGGGUGUUUUUACCCCUAAGUCGCAGUCGGCCAGAUGCCCCUUAUUACUACUCAGCCCCUGCUGAGGUUGAAAACCCCUUCACUAGAACCUCAGGCUUUCCAUCAGCUGCACUAAGCCAGUCUUAUCUACCAGCAAACCGAGCCCCUGAACAUUCUCAGCCGAGCUUCAAUAACGUUCCAGCUACCUCCUAUGGAACCCCUCUUUUGAGAACCUCAAUCCUUCCUUCAAGCAGCUCACUAACGCCGCAAAGAAACUACGGUUCUCCUGAAGUACGGUCCCAACUUCCUCCACUGAGCCCUUAUUCAGCUCAGCCGCAACGCGCUGUAAACAUCCAGAAACACUUCUACUUUCAUGUGGCGCCUCCAGAGAUGGAGGAGCAAAGACCUCAAAGAAUCCAUGAACCGAAAGUCGCCCAGAAGCACUACAAAAUUAUCUUCGUCAAAGUUCCCUCAUAUGCUCCAGCAGCAAAGUACGUGGAGCAGCAACAGGCGUUGCAAGAAGAGAAAACCCUCAUCUAUGUGCUAGUGAAAAAGCCAGAGGAAGAGGUUCCAGUGAGGGCCAACCAAGUUGCAGCCCCAAUUAAUAAACCAGAGGUCUAUUUUGUUAAGUACAAAGGAAAAGCUGAUGCACCACCAGUUCCAACUGGAGAACAGAGUGAAAGUGUUCAAAAUGAGGAUAACGACUCAGUGGUGGUUGAGAGUGCUGGGAGAACUUCCCAGCCCCAAGCCCAAGGGUACAUAUACGAGAAGCAUGUAGGUGUGCUGAAGUAGUAAUAUGGUUACAGUGUAUUGGGAAGAAUAAGUUUUAUAUUGUCAUAUAUUUUUUUAGUUAAGUC